AUGGUUAACAAGCCCACGCGAUGCGCGAGCAAGGCCGCCGAGAGAGCGUCCGCACGUCUCUGUGCGGACGCCGAAGCAGAAACCACAGCAACUGAUGUCUCAUCGGUUGCUGAAGCGACCCAGCCUGUGUCACCUGGUGAUGCAGGCGCUCGUCAUGAAGACACCCAUGUCUUCACAGAGUAUGAGCUCGGUGUCUCAUACUCUCCCGAUACGGAAGAUGGAUCUGUAUCGACGGCGAUCUAA
This is a messenger RNA of Peronospora matthiolae, 243 nucleotides long. The record is from the annotation of a GenBank genome assembly. NCBI's taxonomy places the organism in Eukaryota, Oomycota, Peronosporomycetes, Peronosporales, Peronosporaceae.